AUGUAUCCUUUUAUGCUUAUAAGCCGUUCAACGUCACUUCAAUUGCUGGCUAGAACAUUUCAAGAAAAGCAACAAGGCCGCAGAAUGAGAAUGAGUACUGGCAACAUUUUUUCGAGAGUCUGGAAUUCAGUCGUCUUUGGUUUUGGUGCCGCUUUGGGUGCCACUGCUGCUAGUGCCAUGCUUGGUGCUUGCUGUGGUGGAUAA
Schizosaccharomyces osmophilus is the source of this 204-nucleotide messenger RNA. RefSeq names its product Schizosaccharomyces specific microprotein Smp3. Lineage: Eukaryota; Fungi; Ascomycota; Schizosaccharomycetes; Schizosaccharomycetales; Schizosaccharomycetaceae. The coding region runs from base 1 to 204 and encodes 67 amino acids. The transcript is spliced from 2 exons. The record is from RefSeq and is a predicted model, not a curated record.